AUGUCCCCAAGCACAAUCCCAACCCCACUGGACCCAAUCUCAGAAUGGCGCGCCUGGCAAACCUUCACAAUAAUCUACACAAUCCUCCUGAACCGCCAAAUCCGCCGCCGCUGGCUCCUCGAACAAAAGAGCAUGCAAGACAGACCUCUACGCGAACGCUUCCGACCAGUAAUCUUCCUCGAACCUGUCCCAACCCUGCAAAAGCCAAACACAAAUAAAGAAGCAACCAGCAACCCCUUCAACAAAUCCACGAUGGACAAACUACGCACCAAAGCGGCGCUCCUCCGGGCGCGCGUCGAAAAGGGAAAAGAACUCGCUUCCGAGAUAGAGCGCCGCAUGGUCCAGUAUCCGCCUAUUCGGUUUCCGACGCAUUUCUGUCAUACUUGUGUUUCCGACGGGGAGAGGGUUGAGGUACUCCUCACGACGUGUGGACAUCGUGUUUGUAGGACUUGUAUCCAGUAUGGAGUUGAUGAGGACGGGGUUUAUGAGUGUAGUAUUUGUUUUGUGCCGACGGGAUUUGUGGCGCGGAGUCCGCUGGUGUUGGUUAAGGAUUGUCCUGGGGAGGUUGCGCCGAUUUUGAGGAAGGGCGAGGUUGCGAUGUGA
Molecule: messenger RNA, 603 nt
Organism: Penicillium egyptiacum
Lineage: Eukaryota; Fungi; Ascomycota; Eurotiomycetes; Eurotiales; Aspergillaceae
Source: the annotation of a GenBank genome assembly